Schistocerca gregaria is the source of this 3056-nucleotide messenger RNA. Its product is annotated as kanadaptin-like. The record is from RefSeq and is a predicted model, not a curated record. The transcript has 2 exons. Gene Ontology annotation, molecular function: protein binding; mRNA binding. Bases 84 to 1382 code for a protein of 432 amino acids. NCBI's taxonomy places the organism in Eukaryota, Metazoa, Arthropoda, Insecta, Orthoptera, Acrididae.
UUUUUUUUGAAAGCGUCAUUGUUUUUUGAGGUGUUCGUACGUUUACACCUUUUGACGCGUGCAAGAGCCUCUUUGCGUUGUGGAUGACUUCGAAGGCGUUGGCAGAGGCCCGCGGCGAGUCUGUUGAAUCGAGGGCGUCUUCUCGCCAGCAAGAGCACUUCUCCUUUGAAGUUCCUGAGUGGGCCCAUAAAUCUGGAGAGCCUCUGUCUCGAAAGUACUAUUUUGAGAUAGAAGAGCAUGGCGUAGUUGUCGGCAGGCUCCGGCUGGACGCGAAGUCGUUUUAUUUGUUUGGACGGGCGCCCAGCUGCGACGUGGUGCUGGACCACAUUAGUAUUUCUCGACAUCACGCGGCGCUGGUCUACGACCGGAAGGGCGCCGCCUAUUUGUGCGACAUGGGGAGUGCGAACGGGAGCUAUGUGGGGAACAAAUCGCUGAGCACUGGCAGCUAUGGCGAGCUGAAGGUGGGCGAUCGGGUGAGGUUUGGAUGUUCUGGCACGUACAUUUUGAGGGAGGAGGUGCAGAGCGACGACGAGGAUGUGGACAGCAAGGAGGACUUGGAUGACUUGGACGAUGAAGAUGAGGUGAACAAGAGGGAUGCGUUGGACUUGGAUAUGGUUGCGGACUAUCUCGGGCGCGAUGCGAUAGAGAACAUAGGUGAUGAUGAUUAUUAUGACAGGACACUUGAUGGGUCUAAGAAGCGCAAGGUUUCAGAGGAGCUGGCGGAGUCUGACUUGCCGGAGACAUUUGAGACGGCGGUCAUGAAAAGGCGGUUGCUGGAUCAGUACGCAGCCAUGUUGAACGUCCAGAUAUCUCGUUUGAAUGAGAGGAUUCAUGAGGAUCGAGAGCGGAGGUCAAAAGUGGACGAGGCGGAUUCUUUGGACGCAUACAUGUUACAGAUGUCUGAGACGCUAGACGAGGAGAGGUAUUUGACGAAGAAGAUGAGGUUGCGGGAAGAAUUUGAGAAGUACAAGGAGGUGAUAGAGGGAGUGAUCGAGAGGCUCAAACCUGCCGUUGAAGGCGUGGUUUCGACAUGUCCGAAAGCGCUGGAAAAGUCGACAAACAUGUUUCGCGCCAAGUUGAUGGCGAAGAUCAAGGAGACUGGAUCGAUGGAGAAGGUGGGUUCUGUGAUGCUUCCUCCGACGAGGAGAGUAGAAUCUAAAGAGUCGGCUGCAGUUGUCGGUCAGAAUAAGGAGGUUAGUAAGGCAGGAGAAUCAAGGAACACAAACGCAUCUGGAGAGUCAAGGAAUACAAAUGUGCCCGGAGAGUCAAGCAAUACAAACACGCCCGGAGAGUCAAACGAGGAAGACUAUGAAGAAUGGCGCGCACCUGCUGGACAGACGGGUGACGGAAGAACAAGUUUGAACGACAAAUAUGGUUAUUAAGAAAAAUUUCGAAGCGAGUUUUUUUUGUUUUAUUGAGACAAAAGGCGAAGUUCAGUUCCAUGUGUCGGCCAAGCAUUUGCGUUUGACUCCUCGUUUGACGACGAUUAUAACGGUCGAGAGAGUGACCAGUAUGGAAAUAAGGACAAUCUCUAGGUAAUCAUGAGACAGGCGGUCGUAGCAGACGUUUUGAGGGGAGUAAAUAUUCAAAAAUAAGUCUAAUCCGUGAGUGAAGAUCAAUGUUGUGGAUUCCAGGUUGGUGAAGUGAGCGCUAGUGGAGAGGAGCCUAGAAUCAGAGCAGCCGGGAUUAAUUAUGUUGGUCGGAAGUAGUUCGAGCUUCCUUAUUUCGCGUGUCGACUCCUCCGUCGAGAGGUCGUCUGAUUUCAAAUGGAACGCUUGGAUUUGCCCGUUCAAGAAUCCAAUGAGCAGGUCCAGAUUUGAAAUGCCGCGGAGAGUGCGGGUUAUGGAAAGGGAUCGAAUUCCGGAUGGGAGAAUCCAGGUUUGUUGUUGGAAGUGAAAUGAAGAAGAGUUGAAAAGUUUGGUGAUUACCAACUCAAAUCUGGACGACUUAUGGGACCAAUAAGCAUAACACAGCCAUUGGUUCCUGAACACUAUCCACAUACGAGGUACAGCGGACGGACGUUCGUUCGGGCCGUUGUCCUUGUGUAGAAAUUCGUGGACUGUCUUACCGUCUAUUACAUCAAUCAACUGGACACUCCAAAAUGUGUCUUUCAUACGUUGAACUCUUGUUCCGACCGCAACAAUGUUCGGAUUCAGGUAUUUGAAUAAGACGCUCUUAUUGCGCAUCGCUAUUCCCGGAGAUAGCGUGUCAAUUUCCGCCUUUGCCAAUGCCUCUACAGAACGAUUCAAUUGAAUCGCCCAAAUGCCCUUCGGGUUCAUCUGGUGUCUCAGUUGCUUGGAUAUACGAUAUCCGCGAAUUCGACCAAUGCGCUUCUCAACUGUGUAAAAAAAAUAGUCGUCUCUCAGUUCGUACUCCUCAUCAAGAGCCGGAUAGCUUAACCGCAACGCCCUUCCAUCGUAUAAUCCUGCAAGUCGGACGCGCCCUCCAAACCCCUUCAAAUCUGGCAAGGACAGCACCAAUUUAACCUCGUACGGCACCUUUGUGCAUGUGGGCGGCAGUGCACCACGGCACCUUAUUCUGCAUUGAUACCAUCUCCUCUGCUCUUCUGUGGUGUGACCUAUCAGUAACAGCUCGUGAUCACCGAGCGAAUCCUCAGUCGUCACCUGCAUAUGCCUGACUUUCAUUCUGGGCUCGAGCAUCCAAGACCACAUUGUCUCCCGCGUUUUGGUAUCUAUACCUAAUACCUUUCCAAAGUCAGUAGCUAUCACCAACAAUUUCCGAAUUCCAAACCGAUCCUCCUCUUCUGUUCGACUCUCGAGCCAUAAAGUUUUAAUUUUCUUUGCUAUUUGCCACCAUGCCGCCUUUUCGACCUCUUCAGCGCCUCUCUUUAUACCGAAUUCUGUUGGCGUAUCCAAAAACAAGGUACUCGCUAUCCCUGAUAGCGACUCAUCGCUCCACCACGUUACCUCCCCGUUCGCAUCUACGCUCUCUAAAGUCCAAUCUUCAUGUUGUACUAAUGCUCUAAUACGCGCUUCACCGUCUGCGCAUCGAAUCAACUCCACGUAGAUAAAAUCUAUCUUAUUUUCAGAUACCAA